Nanorana parkeri is the source of this 6302-nucleotide messenger RNA. It is a transcript of the gene DYSF, whose product is annotated as dysferlin. NCBI's taxonomy places the organism in Eukaryota, Metazoa, Chordata, Amphibia, Anura, Dicroglossidae. Bases 54 to 6302 code for a protein of 2082 amino acids. The record is from RefSeq and is a predicted model, not a curated record. Gene Ontology annotation, cellular component: T-tubule; membrane; cytoplasmic vesicle. Gene Ontology annotation, molecular function: calcium-dependent phospholipid binding; calcium ion binding. The transcript has 55 exons. Gene Ontology annotation, biological process: vesicle fusion; monocyte activation involved in immune response; T-tubule organization.
GUGCUGCCAGCAACUUGCAGCCAGGGAGGGUGCUACACGCAGCAGCAGCAGCAAUGCUCCGAGUCUUCAUUCUCCAUGCAGAGAGUGUGCAGACCCCAGACACCGACAUCAGUGACACCUACUGCUCGGUGGUUUUCCAGGGUGUUAAGAAGAGAACCAAAGUCAUCAAAAAUAAUUCCAACCCCAUCUGGAAUGAGGGCUUCGAGUGGGACCUUAAAGGCGUUCCUCUGGAUUCAAAUGCUGAGCUCCAUGCUGUCGUCAAGGACCAUGAGACGAUGGGGAGAAACCGUUUCCUGGGUGACACCAGAGUGCAGCUACGGGACUUAUUUAAUUCUAACAACCUGACCGCCACCUUUAAUCCUCCCCUGUUGGACAACAAGAAGCAGAGUACCGGGGCAACGCUGACCCUUCAGAUUUCGUACUUCCCUCCUGUGGGGGCCGCGCCACCCUUGACUCUCCCACAGCUUGCGCCGAAGGAGCCCACACCAUCCAUGGUGUCUUUCAGUACGGUGGACACUGUCACCGACAUAACAGGGGAAGAGGACACAGAAGAUCAAAUGGGCACUGGAGAUGAAGGGGAUACAGUGUCACUUCUGCCCGGAGCCGAGCAGCCGACUCUUCCCAAGAAACCCCAACAAUACCAAAUCCAGGGAGUCAAGAGGAAGAAGAGCGCCCCUCAGAGGGUGCUGUCCAACAAACCUCAGGACUUCCAGGUUCGGGUUCGAGUGAUCGAAGGACGCCAGAUUAUAGGUUUGAACAUCAAACCUGUCAUCAAGGUGACAGUUGCCGGGCAGACUAAGAGGACCCGGAUACGGAAAGGAAACAACCCAUAUUUUGAUGAGACAUUUUUUUAUAACUUCUUUGAAUCACCGGCUGAUCUCUUUGAUGAACCCAUUUUCCUUAAGGUGUUAGACUCCCGAUCCCUCAGGACUGACUCCAUCAUUGGAGAAUUUCGGAUGGAUGUUGGGAUGAUUUACGGAGAACCAAAACACGCUUUCCUGAAAAAAUGGCUGUUGCUGUCUGACCCAGAGGACUUCUCAGCUGGUGCGAAGGGCUAUCUGAAGGUCAGCCUGUUCGUGCUCGGCCCUGGGGAUGAAUGUCCGGUGGAGAAGAAGGAAACUAUAGAAGAGAAGGAAGAUAUUGAGGGGAACUUGUUGCGGCCAGCCGGGGUGUCCCUACGUGGAGCUCACCUUACUCUUCGGGUUUUCCGAGCGGAAGAUCUGCCCCAGAUGGAUGACGCUGUCCUGGAUAACAUCAAGCAGAUUUUUGGCGUGGACAGUAACAAGAAGAACCUGGUGGACCCAUAUGUAGAAGUGGGUUUUGCCGGAAAAUCAUUACGGAGCAAGAUAUUGGAAAAGAACGCCAACCCUCAGUGGAACCAGAGCAUUACGUUACCCAUACGGUUCCCGUCCAUGUGUGAGAAGAUGAAGAUUCGUCUUAUUGACUGGGACCGUAUGACCCAGGAUGAUAUCAUCAGCACCACUUACCUAAACAUGUCUAAGAUCUCGGCACCUGGAGGUGAAAUGGAAGUUGAUGACACUCUGGGUUUUCUACCCACCUUUGGACCCUGCUACAUCAACCUGUAUGGCAGCCCAAGAGAGUUUACUGGCUUCCCCGAUCCCUAUGUUGACCUCAAUAUGGGCAAGGGAGAAGGUGUAGCAUAUCGUGGCCGCGUCCUACUGGAACUGGAGAGCAAGCUGGUGGAGCAAACGGAGCAGAAGGUGGAGGACAUUCCUUCCGAUGAUCUUCUACGAGUUGAGAAGUAUCUGCGGAGACGGAAGUACUGCCUCUUUGCCGCUUUCUACUCGGCCACCAUGUUGCAGGAUGUGGACGAUGCCAUCCAGUUUGAGGUCAGCAUUGGGAACUACGGCAAUAAAUUUGACACCACCUGCUUGCCUCUGGCCUCCACCACUCAGUAUAGCCGAGCUGUCUUUGAUGGCUGUCAGUACUAUUAUCUGCCCUGGGGUAACGUAAAGCCUGUCGUUGUUUUGUCAUCGUACUGGGAGGACAUCAGUCACCGCACUGACUGCCAGAAUAUCAUCCACCAUACCAUCGACAACCUGGAGAGGAAUCUGGAACAAGUGAACUUGGCACUGAAGUCGAAGAGUUCCCCGUAUGACCUUAAUUAUUUAUUGACUCGUAUGAUUGAUGAAGUCAUCAGUGAUUGUGGUCAUCCUCUACCUGAUAUUCCAUCAAUGCCGGGAACCACGCACCUGGAUCUGUACCUUCACCGAUUCCGAAAGACCAAUGUGAGCCAGAUCAUCCAGUCGGCUUUGAAACUGAAACAUGAGGAGUGUGAGCUUACAAGCAUCUUGGAGCAAUCUGAGGAUUGGCUGCAGAGACUGAAAGCCAUGGCGGAGGAGCCGCAGAACAGCCUGCCAGAUAUCCUGAUCUGGAUGUUACAAGGAGACAAGCGCGUGGCUUACUACCGAAUGCCAGCCCACCAAGUCCUUUACUCCAGGAAGGGUGCCAAGUGCUGCGGCAAGAACUGCGGGAAACUCCAGACCAUCUUUCUCAAAUACCCACAGGAGGGUAAUAAAGGGGCCAAGAUGCCAGCGCAGGUCCGGGUUCAGCUGUGGUUUGGACUGGCGGUGGAUCAGAAGGAAUUUAACCAGUACAAUCAGGGCAAGCUCUCAGUCUUUGCCGAAACGUACGAAAACCAGAACAAACUGGCAUUGGUGGGCAACUGGGGGACCACAACCCUUACCUGCCCCAAGUUCACUGACGUGACUGGGAAGAUAAAACUACCAAAGGAUAGCUUCAAGGCCUCAAGCGGCUGGAACUGGGCCGGCGAUUGGUUCAUCAGCCCGGAAAAAACGUUGUUGUAUGACAUAGACGCUGGUCACAUAAGCUUUGUGGAGGAGGUGUUUGAGAAUCAGGCCCGGCUGCCCGGAGGACAGUGGAUGCAGAUGACCGAGGCCUACUCCGAUGUGAAUGGGGAAAAAGUUCUCCCGAAAGAUGAGAUUGAAUGCCCUCCAGGGUGGAACUGGGAGGAUGACGAAUGGUCUACAGAUAUUAAUCGGGCUGUGGAUGAACAAGGCUGGGAAUACGGCAUAGGUAUACCACCAGGCAGCAAACCUAAAUCCUGGGUGCCCACCGAGAAGAUGUAUAACACGAACCGCAGGAGGCGCUGGGUCAGACUACGCAGGAGAGAUCCUAAGCAGAUCGAGAUCCUAAAGAAGCACAAGCCCGAUGAGUCUCAGAAUGAAGGCUGGGAGUACGCCUCACUAUUCGGAUGGCACUUUCGCAUGAAUUAUCGCAAGACGGACACUUUCCGUAGGCGGAGGUGGCGACGUAGAAUGGAGCCCUUGCAAAACACUGGAGCCGCUGCUGUUUUUGCCCUGGAGGGGGCGCUGGGUGGUGUUACUGAUGACAAAAGUGAUGAUGGGAAGAAUACCUGUACGCUGAGUCUAGGAGUGAACAGACCUACAAUAUCCUGCAUUUUUGACUGUGGAUACCGCUUCCACUUGCGUUGUUAUCUCUAUCAAGCACGCAACUUGAUUCCAAUGGACAAAGACAGUUUUUCCGACCCGUAUGCCAAUGUGUCCUUCCUCCAUCAGAGCCAGAAGACAGUGGUGGCAAAAAACACUUUAAACCCAACCUGGGACCAGACACUCAUCUUCCAUGAGAUAGAAAUAUUUGGUAGCUCCGAGAUGAUAGCGGAAGUUCCUCCCAAUAUUGUGGUGGAGUUAUAUGACCAUGACACCUAUGGAGCAGAUGAAUUCAUGGGACGGUGUAUUUGCAAGCCAAGUCUACAGUGUUCACCAAAACUAUCCUGGUAUCCGAUAUCUGUGGGUGACAAGAAUACAGGUGAACUUCUGGCUGCCUUUGAACUCAUCCGUAGGGAAAAGCCCAGUGAGCACCACAUACCUGGUCUGGAGGGUGACGUCUCUGGUGUUCUCAGUGAGGCAGAUGACUCAGACCUGCCUUAUCCUCCGCCCCAGAGGAGCGCCAAUGUCUACAUGGUGCCGCAAGGUAUUAAACCCAUCCUGCAGAGAACCGCUAUUGAGGUGUUGGCAUGGGGUCUGCGCAACCUUAAGAGCUUCCAGCUGGCCAGCGUGACGUCACCCAGCCUGAUCAUAGAGUGUGGCGAUGAAAUGAUCCAGUCCUGCGUUAUUAAAAACGUCAAAAAGAAUCCCAACUUUGAUGUGUGUGUCCUAUUCCUGGAAGUGAGGCUUCCCCGUGAGGAUCUGUACUGCCCGCCCAUCAUUGUGAAGGUGAUCGACAACCGGCAGUUUGGUCGGAAGCCCGUGAUUGGACAGUGCACCAUCCACUCACUCGAGGAGUUCCAUUGUGACCCCAAUGAGGAAGAGGGCGACAUGGAGGAAGGAAUGGCCGAUGAUGUAAGUGUUAUCCAGCGGGAUGACAUUCUCAUCGAUAUUGAUGACAAGGAACCUCUAAUACCGAGUCAGCUUGCGGACGGUGUCUCCGCCAUAAUUAACAUAUCGUCCUCCCGGUCCAGCCUUCAUGAAGAAGAGUUUAUUGAUUGGUGGAGCAAGUUCUACGCAUCCAUCGGGCAGAAGGACAAGUGUGGGACUUAUCUGGAACGAGGAUUUGACACAUUACAGGUUCUGGACACAGAAUUAGAGAACAUUGAAGAUUAUGAGGCCCUAUCAGACUUCUGUCGCAGUUUCAAGCUGUUUAGGGGAAGAUCACAAGACGAAGCCGAGGACCCUUCUGUAGUCGGGGAAUUUAAGGGAUGCUUUAAGAUAUACAGUCUUCCUGAUGAUCCAUCCGUCCCGCUACCAACACGACAGUUCCGACAACUGCCGGCAAAAGGGCUUCAAGAGUGCUUGGUCAGGGUUUACAUUGUCCGUGCUUUUGGUCUGCAACCCAAAGAUUCCAAUGGCAAGUGUGACCCCUACGUCAGAAUUUCUGUCGGAAAGAAGUCUAUAGAUGAUCAAGAGAAUUACAUCCCCUGCAUAUUGGAGCCCGUGUUUGGGAAAAUGUAUGAACUGACCUGCACCCUCCCGCUGGAGAAAGACCUGAAGAUCACCCUCUAUGACUAUGAUGUCAUGUCCAAAGAUGAGAAGAUCGGAGAGACUGUGAUCGACUUAGAGAACCGUUUUCUCUCCAAAUACAGAGCUCGAUGUGGCCUACCUCAGUCCUACUGCAUAUCAGGACCCAACCAGUGGAGGGACCAGUUACGACCAUCUCAGCUCCUGCAAAUGUUGGCCAAGCAGCGUAGUGUCAAACCCCCUGUGUACAAAAACAGCAAGAUUGUCUUCCGCGGCCAUGAGUACAGUCUGGCCGAUCUCGAUGACAGUAAAUUCCCCAAUCCACAUCUGGGGUCACUCGAGGAACGCCUGGCUCUGCACGUCCUGCUCAAACAGGGCCUGGUCUGUGAACAUGUGGAGACAAGAUCGCUCUAUAGCCCCCUGCAGCCUGAGAUAGAACAGGGUAAGUUACAGAUGUGGGUAGAUGUGUUCCCCAAGUCCCUGGGACCUCCGGGGCCACCAUUUAACAUCACUCCAAGGAAAGCAAAAAGGUUUUUCUUGCGCUGUAUUGUUUGGAACGCGCGUGACGUUAUCCUGGAUGAUGUCAGCAUCACGGGGGAGAAAAUGAGUGAUAUUUAUGUGAAGAGCUGGAUGAUCGGCCACGAGGAGCAUAAACAGAAAACAGAUGUGCACUACAGAUCUAUGGGUGGUGAAGGCAACUUCAACUGGAGGUUUGUCUUCCCCUUCGACUAUCUCCCCGCCGAGCAGGUCUGCUCAGUGUCCAAGAAGGAACAUUUCUGGAGUUUGGACAAAAGCGAAAAUAAGAUUCCUCCAAACCUUCUGAUACAAAUAUGGGACAAUGACAAGUUCUCGUUCGACGACUACUUAGGUUCCAUGCAACUGGAUCUGAACCGCAUGCCGAGGCCAGCCAAGACGGCAGAAAAGUGCAGCCUGGAGCUGCUGGAAGAGUCGAAUGCUGCAGAUGGCUGGGUGUCUCUCUUUGAGCAGAAGACGGUGAAGGGUUGGUGGCCUUGUGUGGGCCAGGAGGAUGGCACAAAGAUUCUCGCAGGGAAGCUGGAGUUAACAUUAGAAAUUAUCAACGAGCAAGAAGAUGAUGAACGUCCAGCUGGUAUGGGACGUGAAGAGCCAAACAUGAACCCCAGAUUGGAAGACCCUAAGCGUCCAGAGACGUCGUUCUUUUGGUUCACAUCACCUUACAAGACCCUGAAGUACGUCCUCUGGAGAAGAUACAAGUGCUUCAUCCUGGUCCUCCUGAUCGCCUUCAUCCUAUUGCUCUUCUUGGGAAUAUUCCUCUACUCUUUCCCGAAUUAUGCUGCUAUGAAGCUGGUGAAACCAUACAGCUAA